Messenger RNA from Musa acuminata AAA Group (dessert banana), 3895 nucleotides. RefSeq names its product putative disease resistance protein RGA4. Gene Ontology annotation, biological process: defense response to other organism. Gene Ontology annotation, molecular function: ADP binding; protein binding. Lineage: Eukaryota; Viridiplantae; Streptophyta; Magnoliopsida; Zingiberales; Musaceae. The coding region runs from base 153 to 3638 and encodes 1161 amino acids. The transcript has 3 exons. The record is from RefSeq and is a predicted model, not a curated record.
GAAGCAGGAAAUUGGACCAAUAGGUGCAUGCAUGCUGUGGAAGACUUCUCUUACGGAAAUGGGGCCCUGAUUCUGAUCUUAUCUCUAUAAAUGAGGAAUCAGAUCUUCACUUUGGAGACACUCACUUAGAUCUUCUUGAGCUGUGUUACGAGAUGGCAAUGGUGUUAGAGUUUUCCGUAAAAAUGUUCCUCCAAAAGAUAACCAACUUCGCGGAGGGAGAGAUAUGCAAAGUGCUAUGCGUGGGGGCGGAGGUCAAAACUCUGGAGAGAAGGUUGACGAGGAUCAAAGGCUUUCUUCGCACUGCAGAGCAAAGAAGGCAUGUAGAUCCGGACAUGGACACCUGGGUGAGGGAGUUGAAGGAUGUCAUGUACGACGCUGACGAUAUCAUCGAUCUUUGCAUCUUCGAAGGUGGCAGCUUGCUGAAGGUAAGCAAUCCUCAUUUCUUUAGACCUAUCAAACACCGCUAUGAAAUCAGUGGUAGAAUAAAAAGACUUAAUGAUAGACUGAAAGAGAUCACGGGAGAUAGAUCUAUAAUACCUGAUGGAGAGAUCGUCGAAAAAGCCCUCCCACUUCACCCAGUAGGAUCUCGUGAGACAUCUUCCAUAGAAGUUAAUGCAGGCAUCAUAGGAACCCAAAUCGAAGGCGCUGCCCAAAAUCUGAUCAACUCCAUAGUGGAGAUCAGUGAGAAGCCAAAGUGUGUUGUUUUUGGGAUUGUCGGGAUGGGUGGGAUUGGGAAGACCACUCUAGCGCGUAAAAUAUUCAAUGAUGAAAGGAUCAUACAAAACUAUCCGAUUCGAGCAUGGUUGUGUGUCACGAAGAACUAUUCAGAGACUGAUUUGCUUAAAGAAAUGAUUAGAAGCGUAGGUGGAAGUGUUGAAGGAGCUGAGAGUAGAGCGGAGCUUGAACCUAAACUUGUUUCCCUCCUAUCGAAAAAUUUGCUUCUGGUAUUAGACGAUGUAUGGAGUCCAGAGGUAUGGGAAGAUUUACUCAAGAACCCUUUGAUGCAUGAGGCAGCCAGUAAUUGUAGGAUCGUAGUUACCACUAGAAACGAAAACGUGGCAAGAAAUAUGGGAGACAAUGUUCAUCAUGUUGAGAAAAUGGAUGAAGAGUGUGGCUGGGAAUUGCUGUGGAAGACGGUUUGGGAUAAUAGAGAGAAGGGCGAUAUUUCGAGAUUCAAGGAAAUUGGAACUAAAAUGGUUCAAAAAUGUGAUGGACUUCCUCUCGCAAUCAAGGUUCUUGCGGGGGUUUUAAGAUCCAGGAGAAGUACGAUAGAGUGGGAAAAGGUUCUCAGAAGUGAUCUAUGGAGGAUGACGAAUCUCGAUGAGAAAAUACCGGGGGUUUUGUACUUGAGUUAUGAAGAUUUGCCUUCUCAUCUUAAGCAGUGUUUUCUGUAUUGCUCUUUGUUUCCCAAGAAGACUCAUAUGUACCGUAAGGAUCUUACCCGGCAUUGGGUGGCUGAAGGUUUCACAAAGGAGAACGGAGAACUAUCGAUGGAAGAGAUAGCCGAGGGUUAUUACGAAGACUUGAUCUGGCGAAACCUACUGCAGGUGGAUCCUACCUUUGUAGACGGCAGCAGAUGCACCAUGCAUGAUCUUUUGAUAUCUCUUGCCCAGUUCUUGAUCCAAGGAGAGGGCGUCUAUGCCAGUGAUCUCCUAUCAGUGAAUACGACGAACCCAUUAACUAAGCUUCGUCGAUUGUCGACGUCAAACAUAGGGGAGAGUGUACAGCUCCCCAGUAGAAUCGUUGAAGAGAAGUGUUUAAGAUCUUUGCUCAUCUUUGAUAGCCCUCGUGCCCGUACAAUUAGAGAUGAUCUGUUUAAAAAGCUAAGGAACCUGAGAGUCCUGCUUCUGAACGACACAUCCAUCGAGAGUCUUCCCAAGUCCAUCGGAGAACUAUCACAUCUUAGGCACUUGGAUCUUGACCGAACAAAGAUACGGGAGCUCCCCGAGUCUGUGGGGGGCCUUCGGAAUCUGGAGACUUUGAGCGUCUCGGGCUGCAAAUCCAUUAGUAAACUUCCGAAGACCAUCACGAAGCUGUACAAUCUACAAUGUCUUCGACUGCAGGACACUCCAUUAACAUCCUUGCCAAAGGGAAUGGGGUCACUCACAAAUCUCAGCGAGCUUGACGCGUUCAUCGUCAGCGAUGAUGGUGACUUGAAGGAGCUGCAACCUUUGUCCAAGUUGAGGUCUCUGAGCAUAUACAGGUUGGAUAGGGCAAUAACAAAUGGAGGUUCGGUGCUGAAGGACAAACCUUUUCUUAGGCAACUAUAUCUUUUCUGGGAGAGUACAGAUGAAGAAAAAUAUUCUGGUUCAUCAAGCCUGCAGGAUCCUUUUACUGCUAAGAAGAUUUGCAGUCAACUCUGUCCCCCAUCAAGCCUGCAGUAUCUUUUUAUAAAACGGUAUUCUGGUUUCUUUUUUCCGGAAUGGAUCCUGUCAACUUCUCUGGACACUGCUUUCCCCCGGCUGUCAUACUUGAGCAUUCAUGAUCUUCCAUCGUGCUGCAAGCUUCCUCCACUGGGCCUGCUUCCGGAGCUAAAAGUAGUAUCCAUUAGAGGGGCAAAUGGAAUCACAAGCAUUGGCGCUGACUUCACAGGUGACAGAAAUUUAAGGGGAUCUCCUGCGUUUCCCAUGCUUGAGGUGAUGCGAUUCUCGAACAUGCCCAAUUGGGAAAUUUGGACGACAUGUGACAUCGAUAUAGAAUUCCACUUCCCAAUAAAAGUGAGGAGGAUCCAACAUGCGAUUUGCCAACGUGCCCAAUUGUUUAUGACAGCCGCUGUAAGUGAGGAGGAUCCACUUCCAGGUCUGAUGCCGCCACGAACUGAGAUAGAUCUGGUCAGAAGCCGAGACACUCAGCCCACCAAUGAUAGUCCACCACGUCGUCCAGAUCUCCUGGAACCCCCGACAGGUGAUACAGUGCAAUUCCAGUCUAUGGCAAUCAAUGAAGAUGAGCUGCACCUAUUUCUAGGUCUGAUGCCGCCACGAACUGAGAUAGAUCUGGUCAGAAGCCGAGACACUCAGCCCACCAAUGACCGCCCACCACGUCGUCCAGAUCUCCUGGAACCCCCGACAGGUGAUACCGGAAGCAGCAGCGGCAACAGCAACAGCCGUAAGCUGCUUCCUAAUCUAAAGGAGCUCUGGCUCGUCGACUGUCCCAAGCUGAAAGCUCUUCCGGAAGGCCUUUGCCCGACCAACUUGAAGUUACUCCAUAUGGAGGGCACUCAUAGCUUUGGAGAAAUCAAGAACCUCGACUUCCUGACUGACAACCUCACUGUGAAGCAUAACAACAGCUUGCGGCGUAUAUCAAACCUUCCUUCAUUGAAGUAUCUGCAAGUGGAUGACUGCCCCAACUUGGAGUACGUGGGAGAUCUGGCUGGCUUGCAACACCUGCAUCUGUCUUGUCCACCACCAGCGCAGUCCCUGCCGCCAUGGCUGUCGGAUCUCGUGGAGCAGCAGCAAAGUUUCAGAAAGCUUGAGCUGCAGUGCAGCUUGCCAUUGUUGAAGAGGUGUCUCGUGGGCGAGGUCAACUGGCAGAUCAUCCGCCAGAUACCGGAGGUCAGGAUCCGGGCCACCGAUGCCAACGAGUUCAUUUGGUAUAACAAGGAUCCAUACAUGUACGACACCAACGUAGGUUCAGCAUGAGUGGGCUCGUCGUAUCUGAUUACUCGGAAGUCUUUGUGAUCGGUGUAUCAAGGCUCAGCACGAGUGGAGUGGUCACCAUCUGUGAUCGAUCGAAGUCUUUUGUGCUUGGCAUUCACUUCCCUUUCUAUUUGUGAUUGAAGCAAUUUGGCAGAUUGAAAGCGUUGUGUUUUUUCUUUCCCUUUUUUCCUUCGAUUUGAAUGUAUGUUUGGACCAUAAUUUCUAUUUGCUUUCAGUGUAAGAACAAAGAAAAACUAUUG